AUGGCAGGGCUCGAAGAGAUAACGACACCGCCACAGCACGUCACGGCCGAGCAGCUCGAACAGCUGCAACAAGCCACGCCCGACUCGUUCGCAUCCAUCCCGCCAGUCCUGCGCCUCCACCUGACGCAGUCGACCGUCUAUCUCAGCCCAUCGCCAUCCGCACGGCCAUCAUGCUUCCAGCUCCUUUCCAACCACAACUCAAAUGGCAACGGCGCCCACGAGAGCGAAGAGGACGAGGAUGAGGACGCCGAGGUGUUUCAAGCUUCCGGGCAGCUCUGGCUCACCGAGCGCGAGGUGGCCUUCCUAUCGGCCAAGACCAACAGCGGCUUCAAACUAGGAUACCCCAAUGUUGCGCUGCAUGCCGUCACCCGCUCUCCUCCGAGCUUCCUUGCUGCCGGCUCCUCCUCAUCUGCUGGCUUUCACGGUUGCUUGUACUGUCAGCUCGAUCUGAGCCCCAACGCAGGUACAGGUCAGAUGGGCGACGACGAGGAUGAGGACGGCGAGUUCGUCGAGAUGUACAUCUGCACGCCCGAUGCUGCGUCGCUGGAUCAACUUUUCGAAGUGCUGUCGCACUGUGCCUCGCUGCAUCCAUCGGGGCCAACAGAAGACGACGGCGGACACCCGUUCGCUGGCUUUGCACCUUUUGGGACGGGCGCAUCUGGCGAAGAACUCGAGGGCGAAGACGAUGGCGCUUUCGACGAUGCCGAGACGAAUGGAGACCACGAGGACGCAGAGGGCGACGAGCAAGAACUCAGCGAGACUGGCAGGCGCAACCUUGUCCACCUCGAGAGUGUCAUGCAGUGGCCGGACGCUUCCGAAACUAGCACGCUCGUGCCGGAAGCCGGGGCGGACGACACGGCAUCCAGCAUCGUUGCUGGUGCGACCAACACGCUGAUCCUGUCGAACCUGCCGAACGAGUUCUUCAUCCCGCAUAUCUGCUCGCUUUUGCUCUCGCUGCUCAACACGUAUGGCCCUAUGGUGCGCUGGACCCCGCUGCCGUCGGUGGGACGGGCCGUGGUGGUGUUUGAAGAUACCGAAGGAGCGACGCGGGCCAAGCACGGGCUGGAUCGGCUCGUGCUGCCUUUCGAGGACAGUGACGUGCAAGGCGUGGAGCGUGCUGUGGAUGCAGACGAUGGUACCAUGCUUCGGGCCAUCUUUGGGCCAAGGACAGACCCAUCGACGGAGCCAGAGACGCUGGCGGUGCCUACUACGGACAAGAACUUCUUGAUUUCGCCGCCGGGCAGUCCGCCGGUCGGAUGGGAGCCGAUCCGGGAAGACCCGCCGAAUCGAGACACGCUGGCGGAGGAUCUGAUGAAGGCGCUGGCCGACUUGCGUGAUACAGGCAGUCACAUCGAAUCGCACCAGCCGCAGGUUUGGGGCGAGACGGGGUCGGGGACGCAGAGCGCAGGGAGAGGGAGCGGGGGCUUGGGCACUCCCGAGGUGAUUUUGGCACCGAGCACGGCCCCCGCCAUGCGCAGCUUCCAGCCGGCAUGGCUGAGAGGAGCUGGCGAAGAUACACAAGCCGCUACGGACGGAGAGGUGGACGUGCCUGGAGUGACGGUGCAGUCGUUUGAUGCCGACCAUGGCCAAGAUGAUGCAGGAGGGGCCAGCAAGCUGUACAACGGAUUCAGCAUCAGCUCGGUCAAGGCUACGGUCGACUCGCUCCGCGGCCCGGUGCAGUUGGGAAGCAACGGCGGGCUGGGAGGUGAGCUCGGUGGUGACAGCGGUGGUACACGCCGCAUCACACCCACCGGCCGACCGCCUUUGAACACCAACGACUACCCCGGCUCGUCCUGA
Molecule: messenger RNA, 1797 nt
Organism: Moesziomyces antarcticus
Lineage: Eukaryota; Fungi; Basidiomycota; Ustilaginomycetes; Ustilaginales; Ustilaginaceae
Product: methylosome subunit
Exons: 2
Coding region: 1-1797 (598 amino acids)
Biological process (GO): calcium-mediated signaling
Cellular component (GO): nucleus; cytoplasm
Molecular function (GO): nucleic acid binding; calcium-dependent protein serine/threonine phosphatase regulator activity
Source: RefSeq, a predicted model, not a curated record